Molecule: messenger RNA, 2468 nt
Organism: Rhodamnia argentea
Lineage: Eukaryota; Viridiplantae; Streptophyta; Magnoliopsida; Myrtales; Myrtaceae
Exons: 5
Coding region: 645-2246 (533 amino acids)
Source: RefSeq, a predicted model, not a curated record
UCUCUCUCUCUCUCUCUCAAAAUUCGGUUAAGAGCCGUUUCCUUCGUUCUUUCCCUCUCCCAAAUCUGAAAUUUUCUUUCCAUUUUCCCUCUGAUUUUCCCUCACUUUCCCUCGGUCCUUCCGUGUUCUCUCCCCCCAACCUUCCCUUCCUCCCUUUCGUCGCGCCGGAUGGAGAUGGCCAUGGAAGAGUCGCGCGCUCGUGAUUCGUGCAUCAUCUUCGAUAUGCUCGCUCAAUUCCUGCGUCCUCGAACGUCCAAGAGUUGCUGGAUACCGGGUAGCUUACGAAUAUGUCCGUUCAGGUGCUUUUAAGCGUCUCCCAAAACUAGGGAUUUCUUUGCGGUUUUCGGUGUUUGCUUUGCUUUGGACCUGGUUCUCCAGCCUAGGGUUUCGUCUCGUUUGGGCUGGGUUUCUCGAGCUACUUGAGAUCUUUCCGAACAUAGGAGGGAUCUUUGGACCAAAAUUCAGGCUAGUAUAGAAGUAGAAAUUGUGGACUUCGGGUUUUGGAGGGAUUUAGAAUGGCUCGUGUAGGCUCUCCCCUUUUGAGGUCAGGGAGGCAUCGGGACUGACUCUGGAUUAUAUAGAGAAGGCGAUUACUUCCAGGCAAGUUUAGCUAUCUUUCUUACAUUUCUACUGCAAAAUCUUGGAUGGAAGGGAGGAGGGCUUUAUCGUUUCCUCGAACAGAUGCUCACAGUUUAAGAGAACAAGCCGCAAGAACAGUUCUUCGCAACGUUAGAUUACAGGGGCACACCUAUGUCGAGCUUCGUGAGGAUAAUGGGAAGUUCAUUUUCUUCUGUACUUUGUGUCUGUCGCCGUGUUAUGGUGAUUCAGUGUUGUUUGAUCACCUCAAGGGGAAUCUCCACAAUGAGAGAUUAGCUACUGCAAAGGUCACGCUCUUAGGACCCAACCCAUGGCCUUUCAAUGAUGGCGUUGUGUUCUUUGAUCAGUCAGCUGAGGAGGAUAAGCCAAUAGACAUUGCAAAUGGCGGUCAAAACAGUUUACUGGAGUUGGACAAGAAUGAAAAUCUUGCCAUUGUUCAAUAUGAUGAAAACUCCAAGCACGCAGCUAAUGGGCAUGAUGGGCUUUAUAAUGCUCACUUGGGUGGUCAAGUUAGUUCUUGUGUAGGGAGUUUGGAUGGUGAUGGAGGAGAUGGCUACCUGUUGAUUCCAGAUGCGUUGGUCAAAGAUGAGAUCUGUGAUUUACAUGCAAAACUGGUGGGUGUCGGACGGAUUGCUGCGAGAUUUCUCGAGAAAGAUGAGGUGCUGAAUGGUAUAAGUAGAAUAUGGUGUGAAUGGUUGGGCAAAGAGAUUCCUGUUGACGAUGAUCCAGUACAGAUUCCAAAGCAUGACUUUGCCAUUGUGACUUUAGGUUACAAUUAUGAUUUAGGUAGGAAAGGGUUGUUUGGCGAUGUAAAGACCUUGCUAUCUUCUAGUCCUUUGCUGGCAUUGGAGGAUGGUGGGAACAACGAUAGGAAAAGGAAGCAAUCUUUUUCUGACCCGGAGGACAUAAGUGACUCUUUAAGUAACCAGUGUGAUUUGUCUGGAGAAUGUUCGUCAGCUUCCAAUGGUUGUUCUCCGAGAUUGAUGUUGGAUAGGUACGACGAUCAGCUUCUGCGUGCUAGAAUUACAUCAAGCAAAGCUGUAAGACGAGAACUGAGACGGCAUCAACGUAUAGCUGCAGAAAGAAUGUGCGAUAUCUGUCAACAAAAGAUGCUACCAGGGAAAGACGUGGCCACACUCAUCAAUAUGAAGACCGGAAAGCUGGCUUGCAGUAGCCGAAACUUGAAUGGGGCAUAUCAUGUUUUUCAUACUUCUUGCCUUAUCUACUGGGUACUUCUCUGCGAAUUUGAGAUAGCUACAAGUCAGUUGGAAAAUCCAAAAGUGAGGAGGAAAUCGAGAAGAAAGAACGGACCUAAGUGCACUAAACCAAGAGAAGAUGCUGACAAGAAAGCUGCACCUGCGCAAAUCCAUUCUGUGUUCUGUCCAGAGUGCCAAGGCACUGGCAUCAUGGUUGAAGGAGACAAUCUGGAAAAUCCAUCUGUCCCUUUAUCGGAGAUGUUCAGGUUUAAAAUUAAAGGGAGCGAUGCACGGAGAGCAUGGAUGAAAAGCCCUCAACAGUUGCAGAAUUGCUCAGUAGGGUUUCAUUUUCCACAGGAUUCAGGAGGGCAGGAAAAGGUGGUGCCCCUGAGGUUGCUGAAUUUCUAUGGAGCCGUUGAUUGUGCCAGUCCGGAACAUUCCCGAGACCUUUGAAAUUGACUUACAGCUUCCCUCUGUUACCGUCUGCUAAAUAGCAAAGCUAGGUUUGUAUUUCACUUUAGGAUAAAAAAAUAGCAGCCUUCAGGUAGAUGUGAUAUAGUGAAUCCACUAGCUUCCCGUCAAUCAAUGUAUAUACUGGUUGUAUGAAUGAAUAACGUAACUGUUGACAUUUAUACAUUGUAAAUGACGAUUAGUGAUUGCACUUUGAUUUGGAAA